AUGGAUCAACGAGAACUCUUGGAACAAACAGAAAAAGAAACAAUAAAUAAAACUUCUUCGAUAUCUGAUAUUGAUCAAUUAUGUAAUUUAAUUGAUGAGAGUACAUUUGGUGGUUGUGUUCAAGGAUCUUCAUCUAAAUCAUCUAAUUUAUCAUUACGAUUUCGUUCAGUUCCCUCUUGUCAAGUAAAAGCCUUUCGUUCUUCUCGUCUGAAACGUUUAAAUUCAUCAUCAAUAUCAAAAGUUCAAGAAGAAGUCGAUGGUGAUGACACUGAAAAAGUCUCUUGUCGUUCAUUAGUUCCAUAUACACGUCGAACAUUUUCAAUGCGUUUUUCUCUUUCAUCUCCAUCAUUACUUAAUCGAUUUCGUUCUUUAUCAACAUGUCAUUUUCCUCAAUCUCGUCGUAAUUCACAUCUAUCAUCUAAUAUUCGAUCACAUCAUAUUCGUUAUUCAUCACCAACAACAAUAACUUUAUUUCGUACGAAAUCUAUAUUACCAUCUAUUGUUGAAGAAGAAUCAAAUAUUGAUAAUCGAUCACCAUCACCAACACCAUCACAAUCUCAAUUAUCAUGUACGAUUGUUGAUACACGACGGCCAACAGCUAAUUCAUGUAAUGUUGAAGAAUUAGCUGCUUAUCUUGACAAUUUUCUUUAUUUACCAAAAUCAUUAUCUGGUGCAGCUGAACUUAUGUAUACAUAA
Messenger RNA from Rotaria sp. Silwood1, 696 nucleotides. The record is from the annotation of a GenBank genome assembly. NCBI's taxonomy places the organism in Eukaryota, Metazoa, Rotifera, Eurotatoria, Philodinida, Philodinidae.